This is a messenger RNA of Gryllus bimaculatus (two-spotted cricket), 639 nucleotides long. Lineage: Eukaryota; Metazoa; Arthropoda; Insecta; Orthoptera; Gryllidae. The record is from the annotation of a GenBank genome assembly.
AUGUGCGUGUUGGCAGGGCCGAUCGCGCGGCCGGUGGGGCGCGCGGGGGCGGCGGCCGGCGUGGCGGUGGCGGCGGUGGCGCUCAACACCGUGGGCGACAUCCGGGGCCGCUCGGGGCCCUUCGAGGCGGCGCUCAACCUCGGGGACGCGGCCGCCAACGCCACGCGCGACGACUGCGUGUGGCGCCGCGGCAUGGACCGCGACCGCUGCCCCGACCCGCUGGUGCACUACACUCUGCACACCGGGGAUCCGGACGCGCCGCGGGUGGAGGUGGUGGACAUGACGCAGCGCGACUGGCUGCGGCGCAGCAGCUGGGAGCCCUCCUUCGACAACGUGCUCUUCAUCCACGGCUACGGCGGCGGCGAGGACGACAUCACCGGAUCCGUCCUCAGGGGAGCCUACCUGCGCAACGGCCGGUACAACGUGUUCAUGGUGAACUGGGGCGCGCUGGCGCGGCUGCCCUGCUACCCGGCGGCGGUGCACAACAUGCGCACUGUGGCGCGCUGCACGGGCCGCAUGCUGAGCUUCCUGCGCGACUCGGGCCUGCCCGUGGAGCGCACCACGUGCGUGGGCCACAGCCUGGGCGCGCACGUGUGCGGCCUCAUCGCGCACUACCUCACCUUCCGCAUGCAGCGCAUC